GUGUCUGAGGUAUCGCAUCCUAGAGUGCGCGGUAUGCUUGGCUCUUGCGUCCAGCUGAUGGUCGUGACUGGCAUACUGGGAGCCUACGUUGCAGGGAUGGCGCUGCAGUGGCGCUGGCUGGCAGUGUUGGGCUCCUUUCCAGCCUGUGCGAUGCUGCUGUUCAUGUCCUUCAUGCCCGAAACACCGCGAUUUCUGCUGAAUCGCAACAAACGCUCGGAAGCUGUAGCCGCGCUGCGCUUCCUGCGGGGACCACAUGCAGACCACGACUGGGAAUGUGGGCAGAUGGAAGCUGGUGUUCAGGAGGGGGGCCUGAGUCUCUCUGAAUUUAAGAACCCUGCAAUCUACAGGCCGCUCCUCGUUGGCGUGGCAUUGAUGUUCUUCCAGCAAGUAACGGGCAUUAAUGCAGUUAUGUUCUACGCAGAAACUAUCUUUGAGGAUGCAAACUUCAAGGACAGCAGAAUGGCUUCUGUUGUGGUUGGGUCCAUACAAGUGUGUUUCACUGCUGUGGCUGCACUUAUCAUAGAUAAAACUGGACGAAAAGUGCUGCUUUACACAUCUGGAAUAAUCCUGGCUCUCAGUACUGCAUUGUUUGGGCUUUAUUUCAAAAUGGUCCUGCCACAACAAACCAACGCAUCAAAUCCGGAUGUGUGGAUGAGCAUGAACUCGGCAUCCCCAGGAACAGGAAGCAGCAUCUCCUGGUUGGCAGUAGUGACCCUGGGGCUCUUUGUCGCAGGUUUUGCCCUUGGCUGGGGUCCUGUCCCAUGGCUAGUGAUAUCUGAAAUCUUCCCACUGAAAGCCAGAGGCAUAUCCAGUGGUGCGUGUGUGUUAACAAACUGGAUGAUGGCCUUCUUGGUAACCAAAGAAUUCCAUGACUUGACAGACUUCUUAACACCCUACGGCACGUUCUGGCUCUUCUCUGCCUUCUGCUGCCUCAGCGUAACCUUCACAGCCUUUUACGUUCCCGAAACGAAAGGACAGACCCUGGAACAAAUCGAGGCCUACUUCAGAUCAGGUAGAGAUCUGCAGCUGGAGCAGGUCUCCAAGUCUAAAAGAUCCCUGGAAACAGAAACCAGUGCUGGUCUCGUCAGAGCUGCAGAGUGCUUAAGACACAAACUCCAAGCUGACCGGUACGACGCAGCACUGGAACAAAUGCCAUCUCUGGAAUGA
Messenger RNA from Eurypyga helias (sunbittern), 1167 nucleotides. It is a transcript of the gene SLC2A8, whose product is annotated as solute carrier family 2 (facilitated glucose transporter), member 8. The transcript is spliced from 8 exons. The record is from RefSeq and is a predicted model, not a curated record. The coding region runs from base 34 to 1167 and encodes 377 amino acids. NCBI's taxonomy places the organism in Eukaryota, Metazoa, Chordata, Aves, Eurypygiformes, Eurypygidae. Gene Ontology annotation, biological process: transmembrane transport. Gene Ontology annotation, cellular component: membrane. Gene Ontology annotation, molecular function: transmembrane transporter activity.